Messenger RNA from Pseudo-nitzschia multistriata, 991 nucleotides. NCBI's taxonomy places the organism in Eukaryota, Bacillariophyta, Bacillariophyceae, Bacillariales, Bacillariaceae. The record is from the annotation of a GenBank genome assembly.
CGUGACGUGAAAGAUCACUCAAUAUUAUUGUCCAUUGAGAGACGGAGAAAACACCUAGCAGCCGACAUGGAGCCCACRAAGUCGCACGCCGCUACUGAUGCUACCCUAGUAAGUGCAGCCGACAAUAAUCCGAAUACMAUUAAAGAGGAUCUAGAAAAUCCUAGGAGUCCAGAAGCCAAAUCGAUGUCACACACGGAUGAASCUCAGAAAAGCAUCGAAGACGACGGCAAAGCUAGCGCUAGCGACGCUGACACUGCCAGUGACAUGGAGAGGGAUAGMAAUUUUGUUGUAGAUUCUCCAAAGGGCUUUUGGAACAGGGUUUGGAAACCAGAAGAAGAAGAGAUCACAUUUUCGGUGGACAGCAAAGCGUCGCUCCAUGGUCGCAGGGCGUCGAUAUUGUCGCUAGAGAGCGACCUAGGCACCUCAAGCAAACCAUUAAAAGUCUGGUAUCGCAGCAUGGUCAUUCGGCAAUCUUGCCACAGCCACCUGGCCGAUAAAUAUAUCUCGAAAGAUAUGUACUUUAAUACUGCCUCCAUCACAAUUACGGCUAUAACAUCCUCCGCCAUUUUUACUUCGCUUGUGCCAAGCRCAGCUGCUAAAGCAGCUCAAGCUGGUACAUACAACUCUUUGGCGGUGACGGCAGGCAUUCUUGCAGCCUUCAACACUGUGUURCAGGCGAUAAUGAAAWCUACUGCAUACCACAGAAGAGGGGAAAACCACCUAAUCGCAUUCAAACAAUACACAAARAUGAGGUUCCAACUGGAAAAUCUCAUUGGAGACAAGAUGUCUUACUAUCACCACAGCGAGAUCGAUGACAGAAUGCUCGAUGUGUGGAUAGAAAAGUACGAAGAACUCUUGGAAUCAGAGCCAAUGAUACCGCAACACAUCUUGGAGAGCAUAACACAGAGAGAAGACGAUGCGGGUCUCAAAUGGACGAGACAGACGAUAGAAACGGAAUAGAUAUCGGCAGAAAUAAACUCAGAARUUGUUG